Molecule: messenger RNA, 1688 nt
Organism: Dermacentor silvarum
Lineage: Eukaryota; Metazoa; Arthropoda; Arachnida; Ixodida; Ixodidae
Product: tigger transposable element-derived protein 4-like
Exons: 1
Coding region: 465-1565 (366 amino acids)
Cellular component (GO): nucleus
Molecular function (GO): DNA binding
Source: RefSeq, a predicted model, not a curated record
UCCAGUAGGCAGGUCUCCUUUGUUGCGCCAGCGGCUGCAGUGUGUUAGGCCUAUGAGUGUGCCGACGUGCAGCACGAUGGAGAACACGAAGAAACGGCCGCAUCAAGCACUGCCGCUUGAAACGAAGCUUGAAAUUCUCCAGGAGCUCGAUGGAAGCGGCCUGUCCAAGACAGAGGUGGCAAAGAAGUUCGGUAUCUCCAAGUCGACGCUCUCGCGGAUCUCGAAGAACAAAGAAGCGAUUGAAAGUGCCGUCAAGAAUGGAACCUUUACGUCAAAACGAAUGCGGACGAUACCUUAUGAAGAACUGGAAAAGGUUAUUUUUUUGUGGUUUAAGCGUGCGAGGAGUGCGAAUUUCCCCAUAAGCGGACCCAUUUUGGAACAGAAGGCACGAGAAAUAGCGCUACAAAUGAGCAUUGAAAAUUUUGCCGUAAUCGACGGAUGGCUAAGCCGAUUUAAGAAGCGCCAUGGCCUUGUCUUUUAAGACUAUCUCAGGUGAGAGUGCCGCUGUCAACAGAGAAGUUUGCACCGACUGGCAACAAGGGCGGCUGCAGGAAAUUUUGCGGAACUAUGAGCCGCGGGACGUUUUCAACGCCGACGAGAUGGGCUUUUUUUACAAGGUGCUUCCAUCAAAGACUCUCGCCUUCAAAGGUGAAGCCUGUACAGGAGUACAAUGCAGUAAGGAUCGAAUUACUGUACUGGUGGGCGCAAACAUGGCAGGGGACGAGAAAUUAAAGCUGUUGGUAGUGGGAAAGUCAAAGCACCCACGUUGUUUCAAGGGUGUUCGAGACCUUCCCAUUAUGUACCAUGCUAACGGAAGAGCAUGGAUGACUAUGGCAAUUUUUGAAAACUGGCUACGGGAGGAAGAUGCAAGAUUUUCCAAGCAAGGCAGGAAGGUUGUCUUUAUCGCGGAUAAUUGCCCUGCUCAUGGCAAGGUGGAAGGAUUGAAGUCGAUCACUCUUGAAUUCUUGCCAGCCAAUGCUGUGAUCCAGCCAAUGAAUCAAGGAGUAAUUCAGAACAUAAAAGUUCUUUACCGUCGCCAGCUGCUUCACCGAAUGCUACUUUGCACAGACAAUGGAAAGAGCUACAAAACAGAUUUGUUGUCGGCAAUCCACAUCCUGGCCCAUGCCUGGGAACAAAUGCAGGAAACUACACUACAGACGUGCUUCCACCAUGCAGGCUUUGAAGCACAAGAACAAAUUCUUCAUGAAGAGGAAAUCCCUGCCGACGCUGAUGCUGAUGCCAUAUUCACUCAGGUAGUGCCCUCUGCCCCUUUUAUGUGGCAGGAGUACGAGGCAAUUGAUGAUAAUUUGAGCACCUGUCGCGAGGAGAGCCUGGAGGAACUGAUUGCUGAAGCACAAGGCGAAGAUCAACCCUCCUCCAGUGAUGAGUGCGAUGACCUUAUCCCGAGUGCGGUGGUGCCAGACAGUGCAGCUAAAGGAGCAGUCGAACUAUUGCAGUGCUAUUUUGAGUGUGAAGGGUGUCCAGAAUUUCUGGCAAGCCUGUCAAGCAUGGGCAUUUACUUCAGUGAAAAAGAAGCUCAAGCAUGCCAAGCAUACCACAAUUGAUUGCUUUUUCCCUGUCCAUGUAGACAAGUAGGGGUUAGUACUACUAAAAUAAAGUUGUGCUUCAUGAAACAUGUGUACUUUGCUUAAAUGAAACUUCUGAUAAAUGGAACACUUUUAUGGAUC